This is a messenger RNA of Lepisosteus oculatus (spotted gar), 3286 nucleotides long. It is a transcript of the gene tas1r3, whose product is annotated as taste receptor, type 1, member 3. The record is from RefSeq and is a predicted model, not a curated record. Gene Ontology annotation, biological process: sensory perception of sweet taste; G protein-coupled receptor signaling pathway; sensory perception of umami taste. NCBI's taxonomy places the organism in Eukaryota, Metazoa, Chordata, Actinopteri, Semionotiformes, Lepisosteidae. Gene Ontology annotation, cellular component: plasma membrane. Gene Ontology annotation, molecular function: G protein-coupled receptor activity.
UUAACCUGUUUCAAUUAAUUUGAACAUACAGUAAUUUCAUGGGUCAGCACCUUGAUAACACGCGGCUUGUGUUCUAUUCAUUAAAACCAUUUGUUACCAUGUCUCUUAUGAGCUAUUUUAUUUACAGGAAAACACACUGACUGACAACCCAGUGUGCAGCACAGACAAUUAUUUGAAUACCUCACAGAAUGUCCUCAUUCUUAAAUCACUGGUUUUGUUUUACAAAAGGGACUUCUGUAGCACUUCUGCCCCGACAACAAUGCCUUGAAAAUUCCAGAAACAAUACAACACACAACAUGCAAAAUAAGAGGAUGACCACAAAGGAGAUGGGGCCACAUAGGGACAACUGUUGUCAUUAUGACAUGCCUCAUUUCCAUAUCUCGCUCUGUGUGCAAAAGGCUCCCUGUAAACUCUAAUGUCCUCAAGGGACAAUGAUUUGACUAUCAUGUUACAAUAAGAGCUACCUUCUCUCUCUCUUGCACUGGAGAGAAAGGCACUCUGUAAACUGUACCUCUCCGCAGAAGAGACGGACUGCACGCUGAGGACUGGAUUCUGGGGUGGUCUUCUCAAAGGACCCAAUCAGCUUUGCACAGAUUCUGGAGCCCCAUUCCCCCUCUGUGCCGGUCUGCGCAGUGCAGGAGAAUGGAGGUCAUGUUGAGGAUGCUGUUCCUGCCCUCUGUCCUCUGGACCAGCCCCACUGCGGACCCUCUUCACUGGUUGAAGAAUAUUUCCACAGACCUGUUCAGAUCGCCGGGGGACAUUAUCCUCGGGGGACUGUUUCCCAUCCACGAACUGACCAGCAACCUGAGUGAGAGGAGCCAGCCUGACGAUGUGUACUGUGACAGGUUAAACACAUACGGUCUGAGCCGGGCGCUGGUGAUGAAGUUUGCCGUGGAUGAGAUCAACAACACUCCUGACCUGCUCCCAGGCACCAGGCUAGGGUUUGAGGUGUAUGACUCGUGCAAGCAGGCGUCGGUAAUCAUGCGGCCAACCAUGCUGUUCCUCAGCGAAAAGCACUCCAGGGGGAUCCGCGUGCUGUGCAACUACACCGGCUACAGCACACGCGUGCUGGCCGUCAUCGGGCCCUCGACCUCCGAAAUGGUCUCCAUUACCGGCAAACUCUUCAGCUUCUUCCUGAUGCCGCAGAUCAGUUACGGAGCCACGAGUGAGAAAUUCAGCGACAAGAUGCUCUUCCCCUCGUUCCUGCGCACCGUGCCCAGCGACAAGCUGCAGGCCGAGGCCAUGGUGCACCUGGUGCUGGAGUUCGGCUGGAACUGGAUAGCGGUGGUGGGCAGCGAGGACGAAUACGGCAAACAGGGCGUUCUGCAGUUCUCCAUGCUGGCCGCCCAGCAGGCCAUCUGCAUCGCCUAUGAGGCCCUGAUUCCCAUCUACAGUGACCCCCGGGAGGCUGUGGACGACAUCCUGAAUCGCAUCAACCAGACCAAAGCAGGCGUGGUGGUGCUCUUUACUCUGACCGUAGCAACCAAGGCACUGUUUUCUCAGGUGAUCCAAAAGAAGAUGAAAGCUGUAUGGAUUGGCAGCACUGCGUGGGCUCUAAGCGAAGACAUAACCACCAUACCUGGCAUCCAAACAGUGGGCACGUUGUUGGUCUUCAGCAACAAGAACACCCAGCUGAGUCACUUCGAGAUCUACGCCCAGCAGCUCUUCACCCUUCUGGAGCAGGAAAGGCUGCAGGCGAAUUCCCUGGACCCCCCGACCUCCCCCAGUGCGACAGAGACCGAAUUCCCCCUCCCAGAGCCCUGUCCGGACUGCUGGAACCUUUCCCAGGCCAACAUGACCAUGAUCAGGGAGCCCCAGCUGCAGCGCACCGCCUUCAGUGUGUACUCCUCUGUCUACAGCGUGGCCCAUGCCCUGCACCAGCUGCUCGGCUGCAGCGCCACGCUCUGCCGCAGGAAGGAUGCAGAGUUCUUUUCCUGGCAGGUGCUGGAGGUGCUGAAGAAAGUGUCCUUCACCAUCAACAACACAAAGGUCACGUUUGAUGUCAAUGGGAACCCCAGUAUUGGGUAUGAGGUCUUGACGUGGCGCUGGGAUAGAGAUGUGUUGCGCUUCCAGAACAUCGGCACCUAUGAGGGCAAGCUGGUGUUGAACAGGAGCCUGAUCCACUGGCACACAGAAAAUUCACAGGUCCCCAACUCCACCUGCUCCCCAAACUGCACAGCCGGACAGGUACGCAGGGUGAAGGGCUUCCACUCCUGCUGCUUCGACUGCAUCGACUGCAAGGAGGGCACCUUCCAGAACAACACCGAGGACUUCCAAUGCACGGACUGCCCUGACCGCCAGUGGUCUACCCUGAGGAGCACCAGGUGCACAGACCCCACCUAUCACUACCUGAAAUGGAAUCAGUACGAGUCCCUAGGGCUGAUACUGGGAGCGGUGCUCGUCCUGGCGGGCCAGGCGGCAGUGGGCGUGCUGUUCCUGCGACACCGGGGGACCCCCCUGGUGCAGGCUUCGGGGGGACCUCUCUGCGGGGUGGCCCUGCUCAGCUUGACAGGAGGCUGCGCCAGCCUGUCCCUGUUCCUGGGCAAGCCGGGUGAUGCAGUGUGCCGCCUGCAGCAGCCCUUCAAUGCUUUCUUCCCUGCUGUGGCUCUUUCUAUCAUCCUAGCCAUCUCACUACAGGUGAUCUAUGUGACAGAGUUUCCGGGGGUGACCCCUUCUCGGCUGGACUCUUUGCGUGGGCCGGGCAGUUGGAUGGUGGUCCUGACGCUGUGCAGUGUGCAGGCAGGGCUGUGCGGCUGGUUUGUGCAGGAGGGGAGGCCUCUGAGCGAGUACGUGUCCAGGAUGAGGAUAACUUUCGUGGAGACCUUCCUGCGCUGCGAAGUGGAGCCCAUGGUGGGCUUCGGCCUGAUGUACGGCUUCAACGGCCUGCUAGCUCUCAUCUCCUUCAUGUGCACCUUCAUGGCCCAGAAGCCCGCCAAGCAGUACAACCUGGCCCGGGACAUCACUUUCUCAACCCUGGCCUACUGUGUGGUGUGGGUGGUCUUCAUCCCUAUCUACACGGGCCUGGGGGAGAUGAACAAAUCUCUGGCCCAGAUGGCUGCAAUCCUGCUCAGUAAUCUGGGUCUGGUGGCAGCUUAUUUUUUCCCAAAAUGCCACUUGCUGCUGACUCACCCUGAACUCAAUACCGUGGACUACUUCCGCACCUACCUUGAAGGUGCCCCCCCACCCCAGGACGGCCAGGAGCAGUAGAUCUCCUCACACCACUUGAACUGGUCCUUUCUGCUGUCACUCCUGGGUAAACAGCACUGACAUUGCAUAUCAUUGUCCU